Oryza sativa Japonica Group (Japanese rice) is the source of this 1602-nucleotide messenger RNA. RefSeq lists its product as uncharacterized. The record is from RefSeq and is a predicted model, not a curated record. Lineage: Eukaryota; Viridiplantae; Streptophyta; Magnoliopsida; Poales; Poaceae.
UUCCCCUUUCAAUUCGCCCCGCAGAGUCGUCGCUAACCUCCAAUCUCCAUCCACUCCUCUCCCGUCUCCUCCAAUGGCGGUUGCUGAUGAUCGGCGGGGGCCUCGGGGAUGGGCGCGCCUCCCAGACGAAGUCCUGCGCGAGCUCUACCGCCGCAUCCCGUGCGAGAUCGACCGCCACUACGCGCGCCGCGUCUGCCACUCCUGGCGCGCGGCGCUCGCGAGGCUCGAGCCCCCGGCGCCGCAUCCCCAGGUCCCGUGGCUCCUCCUCCCGGAGACCAACGAGCACGGGCUCACCUUCUCCUGCGUCCUCAGCGAGUGCCGCGCACACCGCUUCUUCCUCCCGAGCGGCGCGCGGCGCGCGCGCUACUUCGGUUCGUACGACGGCGCCUGGCUCUUCCUCGCCGUGGAUGGCCGAGGAGCACAAGCACAAGACCACCUCCUCGUCAACCUCAACAACUUCCAGUACCUCGACCUCCCCAACGCGAUCCUCCUCCACAACUGGUACGAGCCGGACAAGCUGGACCUCAAGAAAGUCGCCAUCGUCGCCGCCGCGCUCUCGCGGCCGCCAACUGAACGAGGAUGCGUCGUCGCCGGCAUCAUCGAACCUUUCCUCUCCGCCCACCGAGUCGCGUUCUGGCGCAUGGGCGAUCGGGUGAUCUCGCCGCAGCCGGCGUGGCCGUUGCCGCUGGAAGAAGUGGAGGACAUCCUGCACUACACCUUCAACCGCAACGGACGGGAGCAUGAAGCUUUCCUUGUCCUCACCACGGAGGAAAACGCGCUUGUGUGCGAACCGAGGUUCCAUGGAUCAAGCGUGCAAGUCCUCUCGAAUUUGGUGCGCUUCAUUCCGCGUGGAUCCGACGGCCAGCCGGUCCUUGCUCGCUACCUCGUGGAGUCCCGCGGGGAAGUUCUCAUGGUCGUCAGGUUAGGCUCUGCGAUUCAGUACGAUCCGUCGGCGGAGGAGUUCAGGGUGUUCGAGAGAAGAGAUUUCAACGACGGCAAGUUCAACUGCAUAUGGAACUCGAUGUCUGAGCUCGAAGGCCGGAUGCUGUUCGUCGGACGAGGCUGCUCAAGAUCCUACGAGGCGGCCGAUGGCCCCGCCAUGGAGGGCGUCUACUUCUUGGAUGACCGGAGCUUCCGCGACCCGAUCUUCCACGACCCCUACGAGCAGCCGAUCUUCCGUCGCGCCAACCGUUGCAGCGACAACGGCAAAUGGUUGGAAGCGCCUUUCAUCCGGCUCGACCGCUGCUUGCCGGAGCGAGGCCCAUCGAAAUGCUCGCCUCCGGUUUGGAUUCUCCCUUGAGAUAAGGCUGUGGCGACGUCGUUCUUCGUUGCUCGAUCGACAGAUCGAGUUAGUUUGUGAUCAUGCCCGGCGUACAUUUCUGUUUCUUGUUUGAGUGAUCUUUGUCGAGUUCGAUGAUGUUCUCAUGUUGAAACUGUUGGGCUGAUUAGUAUUCGAUAGAGUGGCCUGCAUUCUGUUUGUGGUGUAACCUGAAAUCAGUAUACGUUUAGUUCUGAAUUGCUACUGAUGACUUGUUGUUUCAGUGAGAUUCAGAUUCAUCAGGUGUCUCAAUGCAUUCAACUAAAAUUUUGAAUCUGUAAAUG